Aphis gossypii (cotton aphid) is the source of this 1597-nucleotide messenger RNA. RefSeq lists its product as uncharacterized. Lineage: Eukaryota; Metazoa; Arthropoda; Insecta; Hemiptera; Aphididae. Bases 102 to 1421 code for a protein of 439 amino acids. The record is from RefSeq and is a predicted model, not a curated record. The transcript has 7 exons.
UUGAUUAUAAUUUUCAAUGUUGGUUUUAUUUUGUAUAUUAUAGCCUUGCGUUUUAUAUAUUUUUGAUCUCUGUAUAAUAUAUUCAUAAAUAAAUAUUCAAAAUGGCAACUGAGAUCAAUUUUUAUAAUUACAAUCCUUUUACUAUAACAAUUUUGCUAAUUAAUAACACUGACGUGGUAAUCAAUGAGUUGCUAAAGUCUGCUAAUUUCAGUCCUUCCCGAAACGACGGGACACCUGUCAAUCAAUUCGUGUCGACAAGAGCAUGGUUUGACGUUUACGAAACGACUGGACUGGGAAAAACUGAAUAUGAGUCUAAAAUGGACUGUGUGAUUCAAAUCACGCAGCUGAUGAAAGAACAUUUUGGUAUUAAUUCGAAUUUGAAUUUGCACAAAUUGCAAACAAACACAAAUUGUUUCAGCGAUUUGCCGUGCGCUAUUUACGCUGCAGAGAAUUCGUCUAUGUUUUCAAAGGAACAAACCCAAAAACUCGGUAUCUUGGGAUAUUUCUUGGAUACAGGCGACACGAAACAGCCUUUAGAAAUGCUUUAUGAUAUAUCUAACAUAAUGAUAACGCGGCUAAGAAAAACCAUAAAGUUCAAAAACGGUAUGCAUGUUUACAAACAUUUUAUGUUUUUGUAUUGUUCGACAGGACUGGGACCAACUUUAGAAGCUGCGAAAAUUAAUUCCGCUGAGAGAAUGAUCUACACACUGAAAAAACUCUGCGGUUUUGUACCGGAGUUUAAAUUACCGAAUGUGAACAACCCGGAAAACGACAGAAAUGAUCGUCAGUUAUGGAUGUGCUUGCCGAUCGAUGACCAGUACAAAAUAAAAUUGAUCAGAUACUUUUUGGAGACAUCUAGUGACGUGUCAGACACAGUGCAACUCAAUGAAAUCGCAUUUAUGUUGAAUGUGAUCGUAAAGUAUGCAGACUCAGGAAACAAACACAAACUUGGUGUGGCAUGCAAAUUUGGACCUUACACUACGGUCGGCGAGGGGUCUACGAAAAUGGCAAGCGUGUUCAAAGCGCGGUCGGCAAUGUUGGAAAAACUGAAACUAGAGUGUGGAUUUGUGCAAUAUCCUCGAAAUUUCAUACCAAUAGACUGCUUACAUAAUAUGGCCCGUGAAAACUGUGAGAAAAACUACGGUUACAGUAGGCAUAACAAUUAUUCUGACUGGGGCUUUCUGGGCGUGUACCCGUCGAACGGAAAUACUCCGUCCGAACCACUCGAGAGUGGAGACGCGAUGAGGAAUCCCACAGACACGAUUUCAACUCCUUUCGCAAGAGCUCGAGAAUCGAUAGAAGUCGUCGUGCAAGAAGGCGUAAUAGUGAGAGGAACGUUUAAUCCAAUUAUCGAACGGGACCAUAUCUACAACAGACCUAUACGAAAUUUAAGUAGUCCAUACCAAGAAAAUUCCAAUUGAUAAGUCACAAACUAGACGUAGGUCAGUGAACACAUUUAUUAUGACGUAUACACGUGUUAUUUUAUGUGUAUCAACUUACGACCGACUAUUUUAAUGUGUAUACAUAACUAUUACAUUUUUUACGAUAAAGUAUAAUGUAAUAUUUACAGUAAAAAAUAAACACAUUCAUUUUACUA